AUGCGGUAUGGUUUCCGCCCCGCCGUUCGAUCUGCUCUUUUUUUUGGCGUUCUAUUAGCCAUUAUUGAAUGGGCUGGGAGCAUACUAAGGGAUUGGCUAUUCAUUUGCUUCAUGGCAGCCAUCACAUCUUGCUUUGGUCAGAUUUUAUCUUUAUCAGUUGGAGUCUCAGACAUCCACCAACUAUCAACCAAUCCAGGACAUCCUUUUGCUAUUGGUCUUACUAUGGCAAAGCUUGCUGCUUUUACAGUGGAUGAAAAGGGGAAUGAAACAUUUGACACCAGUGGUGCACUAACUGUGCAUGAGAUGCUAUCACAGAUGAACCCCACAUUGGUAAUGAGUGAAAAAAACUUGCAAGAUGAAAACACAAAACCUGCACCUAUGCUUAUAUCAUUAGUGUUACAGAACUAUAGGGGACACGUGGACCAUUGGGUUGAGUCAUAUCAGGUACCUGUUCCUGCACUAAAGGAACAUAUUGCUUCUGUUACUGCUGUAUUGUCUGAACAGCAACGUUUAAUCUAUCGUGGCAAAGUUCUAAAAGAUGAUCAGCUCCUUUCAGCUUAUCAUCCCAAUUACGAUUUUAGGUGUGACAUUAGAGUGUUUUAA
Molecule: messenger RNA, 603 nt
Organism: Lactuca saligna
Lineage: Eukaryota; Viridiplantae; Streptophyta; Magnoliopsida; Asterales; Asteraceae
Source: the annotation of a GenBank genome assembly